GGCGGAUGUCGUAACAGCUGGACGUCAAAAAGUGUGGUGACAUAAAUUUUGUGAUCAUAAAUAUUUUUCAAUAUUAUGGGUGACGAAAACAUAAAUUCUAGUAAAAAAUGUGAUAAUAAUAAACAUAAUGUUAUAAUUAUUGGCGGUGGUAUGGCCGGACUGGCCGCCGCCAAUUAUUUUGUAAAAAAUGGUAUGGAGGACUUUAUAAUUUUAGAAGCAAGAAAACGUUUGGGUGGUCGUAUUAUAUCCAUUCCUCUGAAAAAUCACAACGUUGAACUAGGAGCUAAUUGGAUACAUGGAGUACUUGGUAAUCCAAUAUUUGAGUUGGCAAUGGCCAACGGACUUGUAAAUAUUAUAAAUAUACCCAAACCGCACAAGGUUAUAGCCGCCACUGAAGAUGGGAAACAGGUACCGUUUGGAGUCUUGCAUGAGAUACAUGAGGCCUAUGUCUGCUUUUUAAGAAGAUGCGAAGAGUACUUUCUUUGUCAGUAUUUGCCUCCACCCGAUAUUCAUAGUGUAGGAGAGCACAUAAAUUUAGAAGCAACUAUUUAUUUGGAGCGUUUGCCUUCAUCCGAAGAAAAAAAGUUAAGGCGUCUUAUAUUUGACUGUUUGUUAAAAAGAGAGACUUGUAUAUCUGGAUGCAAUACAAUGGAUGAAAUAGAUCUUCUAGAAUUAGGCAGUUAUACUGAAUUGCAAGGUGGGAACAUUAUGAUCCCUUCAGGUUUCAGUUCUAUCUUAGAACCUAUGAAGAAAAAUAUUUCACUAGACAAAAUACUGUCUCAAAAACCUGUAAAAAAGAUAACAUGGGAUUCAAAUCAUCAUUCAUCGGGAAAUUGUUAUGAAGAUAUUGGAGAGGAAUCAGAAGAUUCUGAUCAGACUGUGAUAGAAGAUAUUUCUAGGACUUCUGCCUCUGCUGCAGAUAAAACUGUGAACCCGGGAGAAGGACCCUCAGUUAAAGACAAUGCACAAAAACCAAAGAAGAAAAAUCCCUUUUCUGUAGAAGUAGUGUGUGAAAAUGGGGAAAGUUAUUAUGCUAAUCAUGUGAUAUGUACAAUUCCAUUAGGUGUUCUAAAAGAACAAGCUGCCAGUUUGUUUGAGCCUUCCUUGCCUCAGUACAAAAUUGAAUCUAUUGAAAGACUAUUGUUCAGUGCUGUAGAUAAAAUUUUCUUAGAAUAUGAUAGACCUUUUCUAAAUCCUGAAGUAACAGAAAUAAUGUUGCUUUGGGAGUCUUCACCAAAUCCAGGAGACAUGGCAGAGACUUGGUUCAAGAAGAUUUACUCAUUUAGUAAAGUGACAGAAACCCUCCUUUUGGGGUGGGUGUCAGGUAAAGAGGCAGAGUAUAUGGAGACUUUGUCCAUGGAGGAAGUAGGUUCAACUUGCACAAAAAUAUUGCGUAAAUUUUUAAAUGACCCAUUUGUCCCCGAGCCACAGAGAUGUGUAUGUACAAGCUGGAAGAAGCAACCUUAUACCAGAGGAUCAUAUACAGCACUGGCUGUUGGAGCUAGUCAAAGUGAUAUUGAAAGUUUGGCCCAGCCUUUAUUUCGAAAUAUUCAUGACAAAAAGCCUGUGCUGCUCUUUGCUGGAGAGCAUACACACAGCAACUUUUACUCCACUGCACACGGCGCCUACCUCUCGGGACAGGCCGCGGCUCGGCGCUUGCUCGCUCCCGACGAUCCGGCCGAAAACAUCCUCGAGUGCCCGACGUCCUCCGACCUCUCUUCCUGGAUCCAAGGCAUACAUCUAGAGGGCUAGUAUUACACAAUUCAUGCCAAUCUCGGCUAUGAAUUUAUUCCUAAUUUAUUUGUUAGUAGAUACCUAUUUAUACAAUUCUCACAUGACAAUGGCAAAAGAGCCUUUUGAUUACCAGUUUAAUUUAUAAUAGUUAUAUGGAUUAUGUAGUUGCUUUUUAAGUACACAUAAAAUGAACACUGAUACUGGCUAAUCAUUACUCGAAAAUUGAUCAUCAUUAAAAUAGAAAUUAGUUUAUUAAUAAGUAUAGAGUCAAAGACAAUGUAUAGUUUACGGGAGUAUGUGUAUAAUUUUUAUUUUGUUUCAUUUAUGAAUGCUAUGAAAUUUUAAAGUUAAUGAAGUUGUAAUGAAAUGAUUGUUUUUGUAUUUUGUUUUUGUAAUUGAUACAUGAAAUGUAUUGUUUAAGGACUUAAGAUGGCAACUCUUUAAAAUUUAUUUACAAAACACAUUAUUGUUAUUAAAAUUUGUUACCUGUAUUUUUAUCAGGAGUGAUUAUCAAAGUAUUUAAGAGGAAUUUAAAUUAUGUAAUUGAUAAAAUCCGUCAGGAUCAUCAUACAGUAAGUAGUUAAUUAUUUUAUUACAUUACAUACCUAUUCAAUACCUAAAUUAAAUUCAGUAGAACAUAAAUAAUACCAAAAGAUAUUGCUUGUUAUUGAAAUCACGCCUACAGAUGUUUUAGCCUUGCCCUUUAAUGGGCUCUAUGGUAUGUCAUCAUUUGUUAGCUGAUAAAUGUAAACCCUUGCAUACGUAUUUCAGUCAUACACUUUUAUUCGUCGUAAUACUUUGAGAAUCACACCUCCUAUUUGCACAUCAUUCAAAUAAAAUACCCUGCGAAAGAUUUGAUUCAUCUGUGAGGUUUCUUUUAUCUCUAAAACUAAAAGACAGUAUAGUUUCGGAAAGACCCAGCUACACAAUUUAUUGUGCGUUUUA
Ostrinia furnacalis (Asian corn borer) is the source of this 2679-nucleotide messenger RNA. Its product is annotated as spermine oxidase. Gene Ontology annotation, molecular function: polyamine oxidase activity. The coding region runs from base 76 to 1752 and encodes 558 amino acids. The transcript is spliced from 3 exons. The record is from RefSeq and is a predicted model, not a curated record. NCBI's taxonomy places the organism in Eukaryota, Metazoa, Arthropoda, Insecta, Lepidoptera, Crambidae.